Molecule: messenger RNA, 993 nt
Organism: Lasiosphaeria miniovina
Lineage: Eukaryota; Fungi; Ascomycota; Sordariomycetes; Sordariales; Lasiosphaeriaceae
Product: HAD-like domain-containing protein
Exons: 2
Coding region: 167-907 (246 amino acids)
Source: RefSeq, a predicted model, not a curated record
CUCUCUCUAGUCCCUUCAUUUCGUAGCCUGCCUCUCCUUGACCCCAACCCAAAUCAACAGAUAUUCCAGAGUGCAAAUUAGAUCCGUGAGGAGGCACAUACGCGACUUUGGUCUUCUUGCUUUCGCUCUACUCCAUUAUUUCAUCUAUCUCUUGAAAUCAGUCAAGAUGGGUAAGAUCAAUACCAUCCUGUUCGACUGCGACAACACGCUGGUGCUUUCAGAGGAGCUCGCGUUCGAGGGCUGCGCGGACCUCAUCAACGAGAUCUCGGCAGCCAAGGGCGUGCCGCUGGAGCAGCCGUUCACGGGCGAGACGCUGCUGACCGAGUUCGUGGGGCAGAACUUCCGGGGCAUGAUGAAGAGCCUGCAAGAGCGGUACCAGUUCAGCCUGUCGGCGGACGAGCUGGACGGGUACGUGCGGCGCGAGGAGGACGUGGUGAUCGACAAGAUCAAGGCCAAGGGCCGGGCGUGCGAGGGUGUCGACGCCGAGCUAGCCAAGCUGGCGGCGUCCGGAAAGUAUCACAUGGCCGUCGUUAGUAGCUCGGCGCUGCGCCGCGUGCAGGCUAGUAUCGACCGCGUCGGCCAGGCAAAGUACUUUGGCACCGACGUCUUCAGCGCCGCCACCAGCCUGCCCACGCCCACCAGCAAGCCCGACCCGGCCAUCUACCUGCACGCCAUGAAGACGCUCGACAAGCAGCCCGCCGAGUGCGUCGCCGUAGAGGACAGCAAGAGCGGCACUCUUAGCGGCACCCGCGCCGGCAUCAAGGUCAUCGGCUAUGUCGGCCCCUACAAGGUCGACGAGCAGGACGAGAUGGUCAAGGUCCUCACCGAGGCUGGCGCCGUCGUUGUCAUGCGCCACUGGAGCGAGUUCGACUCGUGCCUAGCCAAGAUCGAGAGCGGCAGCGUCUAGACUUCUUUCCUCUCGUAUCCCAUGUCUCUAUGCUUUUCUCGCGGUCUCAUGCUCGGGUAGACGGGCAGGGCGAUACUUAAAGGGGG